AUGUCCGACGACGACGCUAAAAAGCAGUCAUACAAGAUCCGCGGAACCCUUCGAAAGUGGACGCGGCUGUUCUGCGUCCUCAAGCCGGGCGUGUUCCUGCUUUACAACAGCCAGAAGACUACCAAGUAUGGUCAUUGGAUCGGCACCGUGCUACUGAGCUGCUGCGAAUUGAUCGAAAGACCGUCGAAGAAAGGCGGAUUCUGCUUCAAGCUGUUCCAUCCGCUCAGUCAAUCCAUAUGGGCGUCACGCGGCCCCAUGGGCGAAUCUUUCGGUGCCGUCGUGCAGCCUCUGCCCACAAGCUAUCUGAUAUGCAGAACUUGUACCGAAGAAGCAGGUGGGUUGUAG
Molecule: messenger RNA, 345 nt
Organism: Soboliphyme baturini
Lineage: Eukaryota; Metazoa; Nematoda; Enoplea; Dioctophymatida; Soboliphymatidae
Source: the annotation of a GenBank genome assembly